UUCCCCCUGCACCCUGUCUUGACCCAAAGAUUCCCAUCAGACUCCCGAUUUCUUCUGACAUGUUUCCUCCCCUUAGUUGUGCUGGGGUUAAGGGAGGAGGGGGUUGCCUCAAUGAGGAAUGAUGCCAGACUGUUGAAUCUGAUCGCCUCGCCUACAAAUCCUUUCUGCGCCCCUUGCCCUUCCCCAGAUGAUCGGAGCUCCCACAACCAGAGAGCCCCCAUUCUUCACCGCUCCCAAAGGCCCCACCACGACUUUCUCCGUUGUAGCCACAAGGGGCGAGAAGGCGUUAAGACAGCCCUUCCCCUCCUCUCCAGCAGAGACCACGCGGGUCUGGCAUCUCCCAUAACCCCAGCUGCUGCACUCUGCCUGCUAUUCAUCCCUGGAAGCGUCCAGCCCCCUCCCCUCUCCCAACCGCCCACCCCUACCUCACAGGCUGCCCUGAGUUCCCCGACCGCAGUCUCUGCCAGACAGAGCCCCGUUGCUCACAAACUGGCAGGAGGCCCAGCCCUGAGCACCUGCCACCCGGGCCCGGUGGACGCGUGUGUUUGUCUGUCCUUUCCCGGGCGCAGCACAGGUGGCAGGGACGGAGAAGCGGUGUCAGCCAGCCUUGCUCAGGUGUGUCGCCUAGUCCAGCCUCCUUCCUGCAGCCGCCGCCGCCACCGCUGCCGCUAACCUGCCGGGGGAGGAGGGCUGCCACCACUCCUGGGAUGUGUCCUGGUAACUGGCUCUGGGCUUCCAUGACGUUCAUGGCCCGAUUUUCCCGGGGUGGCUCCCGGUCACCUGCUCGGGCCGCGGGGCACCUGGAGGACACUGCCCCUGCCCAGCACCCCCUCCUCAGUGUCUUUGAAUUGGAGAGGCUCCUCUUCACAGGCAAGACUGCCUGUAACCAUGCCGAUGAGGUCUGGCCAGGCCUCUACCUUGGAGACCAGGACAUAGCAGCCAAUAGACGGGAGCUGAGCCGGCUGGGCAUCACCCAUGUGCUCAAUGCCUCCCACAGUAAAUGGCGGGGAACGCCCGAAGCCUACGAAGGACUGGGUAUCCGAUACCUGGGCGUGGAGGCCCAUGAUUCACCCGCCUUUGACAUGAGCAUCCACUUCCAGCCAGCUGCUGAUUUCAUCCACCGAGCACUGAGCCGACCAGGAGGGAAGAUCCUGGUGCACUGUGCGGUCGGUGUGAGCCGCUCCGCCACCCUGGUCCUGGCCUAUCUCAUGCUCUAUCACCAGCUCACCCUUGUGGAAGCCAUUAAGACCGUCAAGGACCAUCGAGGCAUCAUCCCCAACAGGGGCUUUUUAAGACAGCUCCUGGCCCUGGACCGCAGGCUGCGGCAGAGCCGGGAAGCAUGAGGUGGUUUGGAAAGGGCCUGGUGAGUGGGUCCCCAGUUCCCAACUAGAGAGCUGGGGACCAGGAGGAAGAAAUUGGGAGGCCCAGAGGAAGCAUCCUCCCCUCCGAGAGGGAGAGUGCUGGAGCCCAGCCCAACAGGUUGUCCCCAUUAGUUUAGAUGGGGGCAACAAUAGUGAUGGAGAUUUGCUAUGCCUGGGCUUAUGAAAGGGCUGGCUCCAUCAGAGGCAAGUCAGGCAAAGAAGAGAGAGAAUAAAGGCAGAGAGACUCAGAGGAGCCUGAAUUCUCUGGAUUCAAUUCAGAAUUCACCUGUGGCUCAAAAGGGAAAUGGACCAGUCCCUUCUCCUCUCUGACCGAGGUCCCCUCUCUUCUGUCUUAUUUUAAAUAGAAGGAUUGUCCUUGGACUGCUUCCACACAGAAAUGUAGGGAGAAUGAGUAAGAUGGAAUAAUAGAAAGGGCAGGGAGCUCAGGGGAGAUGUGAAGAAGACACACCCAGGCUUGUGUGUAAAUAAGUGGAUGGGUUGAGAUCUGACACUGCUCAUGGGUGCCACUCACAGCUGUAAAAUGACAGUUAGGGAUGACUGGGGGUCCUGAGAAAGACACUCCCACUAGACAAAUGGACAUAACAAAGAAAAUAAAGACAGUGAACAAAAAAUAGUCUCAUCAAAUUAUUAACCUGGGGUCCUGAUCCUAAAUGGACCAUACCCAUGACAAAACCAUCUCCUGCUUUAGACUGAGACAUGGAACCAACUAUAUCCACUCUGGGGCGGGGGGUUAAAUGGCACUUUAUUUUAGAGAGGAAAGGAAGUCAGAGAAAAUCUGAUUUGGGACCUUUUGGUGGCUAAACAGGGAACAAAAGGUACCUAGGUUCAGGAGUGGAGAUCAGAGAUAGCCUGAAGCAAAACUGUAAAGCAGGCAAAGAUAGUUGCUUUUUUCCAUCUCCCCAAAAGUCUAUGCUUUCCUGACCCCUUAUUAUCAAUGAGGAAAAAUUAUAUAGUGAAAAGAGGCUACCUGGAUUGGUGGAUAGAGCAAUGAAAUUUCACUUGAAUCCCCCUACAAACACUUGCUAACUAUGUGACUUUAAGCAAGUCAUCUAACCUCUCUGAAACUUCGUUUCCUCAUCUCUAAAACAGGGAUAAUAAAGAUUGUGAGGAUCCAUUGAGAUAAUGUCAACUCAAGUUACCAACCUUAAGACAUUAUUAUUAAGGCAAUUUGGAUACUCGUUCCAACUAUGCCAUUAUUCAUAUGAGCAGUUUAAUCAUUGGCCCCUCCAGACCUCAGUUCUCCCAUCUGUAAAAUGAGGGGCAGGUGGACUAAAUGAUAAGUGAAAUUUACCUGGUAUUUAGAAGUUUGCAGGAUGCUUUAUGGUAUGAUAAGGCAGCCCUCAAAGAGUGUUAAUAGCCUGCUAGCCUCUGUUGAGAGGUGCAAUGUCCAGGGUCAGACAGGUGCUAUAGCCACCAUACUCCACACAGCUUAGAGCAUCCUGGGAGUAUUUUGUUCAGUCCUCUAUGCCACAUUUUAGGAAGGAUACCGACAAGCAAGAGAGCAUUCAGGGGAAAGCAGCAAGGAUUAUUCAACAUCACAAUAUAAAAAGAUCAGUUGAAAGUAAUGGGGAUGUUUAGCCUGAAGAAUAGAAGGGAAUUUGAUAGACGUCUUCAUAUCUUUGAAGGACUGUCAUGUGAAAGAAGAAUUGGAUUUGCUCUGCUUGGUUCCAUAGACUCAAUGGUUGUAAAUUAUAAAGAAGUAGAUUUCAGCUCAACAUAAAGGAAAACUUCCUCAAAAUUAAAACCAUCCUAAAAUGGGAUGAUGUGCCUCAGGAACUAGUAUGUUCAUUAUAUUGUAAUGGAAAGGACACUGAAUUUGGAGAUGAAGAGCCUUGGUUCAAAUCCUGCUUCUCCCAGUAGUCUCUGGAAAAUGAAGGGAUUAAACUGAAUAUUCUUCAAGGGUCCUUUUCAUUUCAAAUUUUUGGCUUCCAUAGGAGGUCAUCCAAGACAGGCUGGAUGAUCACUUGAUAGGUUUGUUAGAGAGAUAGAGCCAGACAGACAGUAGGGCCAUCUGAGUUUGAGGACCGCACACUUCCUUCUUUUAACAAUACCUGGGCUUCACAGUCCUUCACUGGUCCAAACCAAAGGGUUAUGGGAAGGAGGAAGAGGAGGAGGAGUGGAAGAUGGGCCUGUGAUACGUUGAGGAAGAUUUGUUGGAUACUGGAAAACAGAGGUGAAAUGACAAGUUUUCUCUUUCCCAGUGAGAUGUUUCUCUGAGUGUCAGAAAGCCACUUAGGUACCCCAAGAUCCUUAUUCUGUCCAAACAGUGUAUGGUCAUUGAAGGAUUCCUUCCUCUUCAAAGGAUCAAGUGCCUCACUCCCAGAAUUCCCUAGGACCUGAGGUACCCCCAUUUCCCCAAACAAAAUACCUUGUUUAAAGAAGCAUUUUACCUUCCUGUCCCCAGAGAACCUUGCCUUCCAGUGGGCAAAGACUUAUUCACUUUUGUCAUCAUAUCCCUAGUCAUUAGCAGGCACUUAAUAAAUGCUUGUUAGUUGAUUGA
Messenger RNA from Monodelphis domestica (gray short-tailed opossum), 3882 nucleotides. Lineage: Eukaryota; Metazoa; Chordata; Mammalia; Didelphimorphia; Didelphidae. The record is from RefSeq and is a predicted model, not a curated record.